GCCGAGCCAGCCAGAGCCGACGUCCAGAGGAACCUGGGGCUCCGGACGCCCGGACUGGCGGCCGAAAAUGACGUCUGACAAGUGACGGCUCUAACCUCCCGCGUUUUGUAUAUUUACACUGCAUUUUUAUCGCGGCGCCGACCGAGUAGGCGACCAUGGACGACGAUGCGGUCGCGCUGCAGAAUCUGGAGCAGCUGAUGACGGAGUUCUUCUGCCCGGAGACGACCAACGAGCGGAAGCGCACGAUCGAGCGCAGCUUCCAGGAGUUCGCCGGGCAGAUCGAUUCCUGGAAGCCCUGCCUGCACUUCCUGUCCUCCACGAGCAACCACUACGUCAGCAUGUUCGCCCUGUCCACCCUGGAGACGACCAUCAGCAGGCGGUGGCCCAUCCUCCCGUGGGAGGACAGGGCUCUCACGAGGUCCACCUUGUACACACUGUCGCUGGAGAGGGACGUCGCGUCCUUUGUCAGGAACAAAGUGGUGAAACUGGUGGUGGACAUAGCGAGACACGACUGGCCGCACUUCUAUCCGGACUUUUACUCCAACAUCUUGCAGCUGUUGGACCACAAGCACACGAGACUGCUGGGACUUGUAUACUUGAGAACAGCCUCGGAGGAGCUGGCCACGCCGCGAGAGGAUCUGCCGAUGCUCAGGAAAAACGAGCUGUUCAAGCUGCUGAGCGCCCAAGUGCCUCGGACUCUGAAUACGCUUGCAGUGCUUCUGAAAGAAACCACGAAAUUGCAAAGCCGCUCUGGGACCGUGACGCCACCUCCGUCGCCCACCAGUGGACAGAGUCUCGCACCCGCGCGAGCAGUACUGGACGUCGAGGGACUGGCGACGGGCACUAGUGAAGUUUGCACAGCUACUCUCGACGUUCUGGCGCACCUGUUCAGCUGGAUAGACGUGUCGAGCAACAUCUCGACUAACUUGUUAGAUGCCAUUUUCUCAUGUGCCAAAUAUCACGACGCGAUGAAUGGCAAGCAGAUCGAGACGGCCGUUCAAGCACUGACCACGAUCAACGAGCUUUUGUACAGACCGCUCUGCUCGCCCGACGCGACCGACACGUUGUUGCUGGAGAUAUUUCAGAAUGGCGUUGGCUUAUUUCAGCUGGUGGAGCGUCUGGACUCGGUGGAGGAGAGCUAUAUGGAAAAAAUGACGGAGUUCCUGCAAUUGUUUAUAACGAAUCACAUGAAAAGGAUGGAGUCGAGCUCAAAGUUUCCAGUGAAUACGUUACUGGAAGUGCUGUGCCAUCAUACAUUCCAGCAAGCUUCUACUGUGAACGGAUAUCUGCGUUGUCUGGACGUUUGGACCACUCUUCUGGAGAGCACCCAGUCGCGAUACUCCGACGUCGCCCUGGCCCUCGCCGAACGGAUCUUACAAAAGAUGAGUUUCAAACUGAACGCUCGGGUAUUGAGAGACCUCGACACGGAGAGUUUGGACGAGAAUGAAGAAACGGAGUGGCAGCAUUUUUUAAGAUGCAACAUAGAAUGUUUGGCAAAGAUCGCUGACAUUUCGCCCAUCCCGAUAUUUACGCUACUGUACCGUUCGUGGAGGGAAGGAUUAAUAAUUUUUGGCGAAUUAGGCGCGGCAGUCGCCAAUGGGCGUGUUAUUUUGUUAAACGAUGCAGAGGCAUCGAAUGUGCAUGCACAUCUGAGAGAUCUAGCAUCGACUACGCAAGCUUUAACCAGGCUAUAUUCCCUCUUCAUCGGUGAUCAAACAAACGUUGACCAGGGCGUAGCCGAAGAAGUUGUGUCGCAGACUCUGGAGGCGUGUAUGUUUGCGAGAGAUAAUCAGCUGUACAAAGCAGCGAUUCAACCAGCCGCUAUCGUGAUAGAUCUCAUAGAAGUACAUUCACAGCUUUUGGCUUCUCUUCAAGCGUGGUGUCAUUGGAUAGCCAGAAGACCGGAGAAGAUUAAGGAGACACUCUGUCAGCGUUGCAUCGACUCGUGUAUUUGGGCAACGACGUACACCGCGUCCUGCGAUCAUCCGCCUCCUUCGAAUCUCAUCCACUCUGCCAUUCAUCUUUUCCAAAGUAUCGCCGCCAUUUUAAAGCCUAUCUUGUGGGACCAACCGACCUUCAGGAAUCUAAUUUCCAUGGGCACGUAUCCGUAUUUGAAAUCGGACACGAUUAAAGUUCUACGUAGGGCAUUGAUAAACGGGAUUAUAUUACCACCUGGUGACGCAGCGACGAGGCAAAGGUUGUUGGGUACUAUGAUAUUAGCUCUGUCAGCGCCUCUGGGUGUGCAAGGACAACCAGUGCCUUCAGAGUCGACAAUUUCGAUUACGAUAAUGCCACUGACUCAGUUGCUGGAAGAUUGCGCGUCAUCAUCGACGACUAUAAAGAAGAUGUUGCAUUCGUGUCUAGAGUCGAUCAUAAACAGGACGUUAGAAUUAUUGUCUUGUGUGAUAAGGUGCCAGAGUAUAUGCGAAUUGUUACUUAGCUUUCUACAUUCUGCAUUUUCAGUAUUACAACAACAGCUAGGUCCUGAAUUUAUGCAAAACGCAGUUCAAGGCAUGCUGCAACUUUAUACCAGGGAAAAUAUUUCUGCUGGUCCGGCGUUGGAUCAGUUGCUGGAAAUUUUGAUACUUGUUGUAUCAGCACCCAGUAGUGCAUUCAAAGCAUUUGUUCCCUCGGUAACGAAUCUGUGUUUGGGCCAGGUAUGGCCUGCCAUCGGAAGCAACCUAAGCGCUCACCCGGACACGACGUUAGUUUUACUGAAGCUCUUUCACAGUAUUCUUAUGCAUCGGUGGCAGUAUUUCUACAAUACAUCGAUAUUGCGGACUCUUGGACAUCCCGAAGAAGACGAACCUGUCGAGCACAAAGAAGAAUUGGUGGCAAUCUUGGAGGCUUUUGGCCAAGCUCUACUUCAAUCAGACGUCAAUAUAUUCCGACAGAGCUUGCAGAGCCUCGAACAAUUAAAUAUCAGAUGGCGACUUUAUCAGCGAGCCGUAUUCAAGGUUUAUCUUCUUGAGAGAUUUCUAAUGGCGCUGUUCACAGUUUUAUUUCAACAAUCCCACAACUUGUUGGCAGACGAGAUAGCUGCGGCUGUUUAUAGUUUAGCAUCUGUUAACAUAGAGUGGUUUUUUGGCCACUUUUUGCCAACAUUCUUGGCAACUUGUGAGGGCGUGGACGAUAUGCAGAGAGCGACCUUGCUAGAAAACUUUGAUAAAUCCACGGAUCAGCCAACUUUGACCAGAUCAGUGCUCCAACUCAUUUCAGAUUUAAGAUGUUACCAGCUGUGUAGACCGGGUUGACGCACGUGUUGUCACUUGACAGGGGAUUCACGACGAAAUUAUUCCAUAAGACGUCUACAGUGGCAUUUAAAUGAAAUUAACAUUUCCAUCGAAUCUCUCAUACGAGUGCCUCUAAAUACAAAUACAAGAGACAUUAACCGUAACGAAAAAAGACAAACCUUUUGUAAACAUUUACCAUUCUGUGUAUACCACUGCCGCACCAUCCUCUUGUGAUGUUGUAAAUGUUAUUAUUGCGAAUAAAACGCGUCUUUUUAUAUAUCUA
Vollenhovia emeryi is the source of this 3516-nucleotide messenger RNA. RefSeq names its product exportin-6-B (gene ebo). Lineage: Eukaryota; Metazoa; Arthropoda; Insecta; Hymenoptera; Formicidae. Bases 156 to 3254 code for a protein of 1032 amino acids. The record is from RefSeq and is a predicted model, not a curated record. The transcript has 16 exons. Gene Ontology annotation, biological process: protein export from nucleus. Gene Ontology annotation, molecular function: nuclear export signal receptor activity; small GTPase binding.